AUUUUCAAAAACGAUUCAAGCACAAUUUUUUGGUCACAUUCAUGUGGACAGUUUUACAGUAUUCUAUGAAAAUAUGAAUGAUGAUUCAUCGAAACCAAUUAGCGUACUUUAUGCAGCACCAAGUGUGACAACAUUCAAAUAUCUUAAUCCAGCAUUUCGAAUUUAUGAAAUCGAACCUGGCAUGAAUUAUCGUGUAGUUAACUUUCAUACUUAUUUUCUGAAUCUAACACAAAUUGAAAUGAAUACUACUCCACCAGCAUGGGAAUUGUUAUAUUCAGCAAAGGAGGAAUAUGGCUUAAAUGAUUUGAGUCCAACAAGUUGGGAUCUUUUAAUCAACAGAAUCAUUUAUGAAAAAUCAACCUAUAAUAGAUUUAUCAGAAAUAGUGUUCGCCGCGAUAAUUUCAUAUGUGAGGGAAAAUGUCGUUAUUAUUCGAUUUGUUUUUUACGUAAAGGUCAUCAUAAUACGACAUUAUGCAAUCAUCUUCCAUCCGAUGAUGGUAAAAUUAAACGAAAUCCGUAUAAAUUAUCCGAAAUUGUUGGUAAUAUUGGUAAAAUGAAGCCUACCGUAACCAAAAAAAGACAACAAUAUACCGAAACUGUAAUGCUAUUAAAGAAGAAAUUACGAUCAUUUAUCAUGAAAAGAUUUCUUCAAUUAUUUCUAUUUUCUACAAAUGCAAUGGAUGAAUAA
Messenger RNA from Acanthocheilonema viteae, 688 nucleotides. The record is from the annotation of a GenBank genome assembly. NCBI's taxonomy places the organism in Eukaryota, Metazoa, Nematoda, Chromadorea, Rhabditida, Onchocercidae.